GCGCAUGUGAGUGAAUUGAACGGACCAGGAAAACGCUGAUCUACUUAAGACUUGUCAGUGACAUUUACAGCAUGUACUGAUUUCAUCUCGCUCAGUAGGGACUAAUGAACCGAUAAGAGGUGGAUUUGACAGGUAGCUGUAACAGUAAGAACUGCUUGUUAGAAGGCAUGAUCACGAAGUACGACGAUUUAACCAUGAGUGUGUCCAUGUCUGUGUUUCUGUGUCAGUGUGCAGCCUGUCAGGAUGGCAGAGGGCUUUUUAAUGGAGGUGUGUGUGGACUCAGUGGAGUCUGCUAUCAAUGCUGAACGAGGAGGUUGGUAAAGUGUAACUACUAACACUAUUGUGGCCUUUUUUCCACUAUCAAAAUCACAUUUGCACUAGUACUGAAGAUUUGAUUAAAGCACUUUAACCAUUAGGGGAGACCGGGGUAAGUUGAGCCACCCCCUGCUGCUUGAAAAUGGUAAAAAAAAAAAAAAAAAGAUCAUGUGACCAAAUAUUUAGGAGAUGGGCAUCAAUUCAUGGAGCCUGUGAUAGUGAUGGGCACAGCAGUUCUUUUAGAUGUACAGAAUCACUAGAAUCAGUUCACUAAAAGAUUCGUUCAAAUGAGGAUCUGAGUUAUGAGCUGAUUCACACUAACACUUCUGAAUCUACGAGAUUCAAAAGGUUUGGAGACAUGACCAUUCUCAUAUUACUAUGUUUUUUUUUUGUUUUUUUUUUUACCAAACAGCUUUUUAGCAGUUAUAUACAAUAAUAAUAAUAAAAAUAAUUAUUGUACCAGUUGAAUAGCGCAUAAUAGAUAAAAAUACAAAUGAAUGUGAAGAAGUGACUGUUAUUUAGGGAGAGAGAAGGUGAGGGAGGGCUGGGAUGGAGAGUGAAGGGGUUGUAGGGAUAUGGCUCAACUUACCCGAUACAUGGGGUAAGUUGACCAUGGGAGACCACUUUUUUUAACAUGCUAUAUUAUCAAGACAGUUCUGUUUACACUCUUUCUAUUGGUUUGCAGGGAUGAACAACAUCUUGAAAUAUCUGCAGAUACACUAGUUAGAGACAAAACUAUGAUUGACUUGAUGUAGUGAUCCGAAAUAUGAAAAAUAGCUCAUCUUACCCCACUCUCCCCUAUACUAAUGUUGUGUUCAAAAGACACAAUCGGACUGCUGUCUCACAGGUCUUAUCUGCACUUCUCUAAUGCCACGAUGUUUCAUUUCUCAAAGGUCAUGUUGCAUAAAAGUGUACACCGUGUGAACUACCUUCAGCAUUUUUAUUUGAUCACAGGUGCAGGCCGUCUUGAACUGUGUUCCAGUCUUCUGGAGGGAGGGCUCACUCCCAGUCUAGGUGUGCACAGUCCUGUUAUAUUCACAUGAAACAAACGUUGAGUAACUGCAGAAACCAGACAAGCACACAGGAUCACUAAUUGCCAUUUUUCCCACAGGUCUUCUCCAGAUAGUGAAGCAGUAUGUCAAAAUUCCAGUCUAUGUGAUGAUACGGCCCCGUGGUGGAGACUUCCUGUACUCAGACCGGGAGGUGGAAGUGAUGAGGAAGGAUGUCGAGCUGAUGAAGAGUCACGGGGCUGAUGGACUCGUGCUGGGAGCCCUGACAGAGGAUGGACGGGUGGAUGCAGAGCUCUGUAUGGAGUUUCUGGGUAAUGUGUGUUUGUAUAUUUGGAGUUGUGACAAGAAAAUGUCAACAUUACAUCAUUAGUUGGUUUCUGUGUUCACAACACUUCAAACUUGAGCAGCUUACGACGCUCAGAUCCAUCUGGAAUCAGGGGAGGAAUCUCUGACUUGUCAGUGGUUCAUCCUUUUUUUUCUUCUUUCUCUAAUAAUCACUUUCUUUUUCUUUGUAGCUGCAGCCAGACCUCUGCCUGUCACCUUCCAUCGAGGUACUUUAAUCACACACACACACUUGAAACACACACUCUUAUUUGUAGCUGUUUAUAAUGAGCCGAAUACAGAGCAGGAGUGCAUUUGAGGUGCUUUCAUUAUUGAUGAUUAUAGGGGACGCCUACAAUGUGAGGUGAUAAGAGAUGUGAUUAUGAAUCUGAACGUGUUUAUUAACUGACAUUCAUCCUGCUGCAGCUUUUGACAUGGUUCAUGACCCAGCAGUCGCUCUGGAAACUCUGGUUUCAUUGGGCUUUCAGCGUGUGCUAACCAGUGGCUGCGACACAUCUGCUUUGGAGGGGCUGCCUGUCAUUAAACGGCUCAUAGAUCAAGUAAGUAAAUAAAACAUCCACAUUAGUUUUUGACUUCAUAUCGUUAUCAAACAUCACGUAACAUUCUUCACCUUUUAUUUCUCUUCACAGGCUAAAGGAAGAAUCGCCAUCAUGCCAGGUUAGUGCUUCAUUUUCUCUCAUGCAGCUUUCUUUGUUUUUUCCUUUUUCUGACUUGUUCAUGAUCUUAAAGGAGGCGGCAUCACAGAGAGGAACCUGCAGAGAAUUUUAGAGGGUUCAGGAGCUCAAGAGUUUCACUGCUCCGCCCGCUCCAGUAAGGACUCCGCCAUGAAAUUCAGGUAUGAUUUAUUCCCGUCCCGAAUGAUGCUCAUAAACAUUCAAAGCGGUCUCAAUUUGGAGAUAAACUUUUGCUUUGCUGCUGUUUGUUCCCAUGUGCAGAAACACGUCUGUGACAAUGGGUGCCUCUUUCUCAGCGCCUGAGUACGGCCUGAAGGUGGCAGAUGUGUGCAAAGUCCGGACCCUGAAUGCAAUCGCCAAAAACACAUUAUGAAUGGGUACUGCACAAUCACAACAGACAACAAACAGAUACCUCAGAGUUUCAGUGAUCAGUUUCCAAAAGCCCAGACAUGAAGUUCAUUUCAGAGUUCACUUUCCUCCUCCUUUUAUAAGAAUCAAUCAAUCUUUUGUAAAGUUAUUGAAGUAUCUCUCAGUGAGCUGUAAGGGGUCAUUUCUGUUUUUCUGAGUAAACCUGUUUGUUGACUGAGAAAAAGUGACAAAUGGACGAUAAUCUGGAGAAUUUCAAACUUUUGUUCACUUAAAAACUAGAAAGAGCACUGCUCAGGGUUGCUACUUUCAGAAGUGUCUUUCUUACCCUUUGCCCUGUUGUGAAGUGUUAUUUCCAACGCUCUUUAUUUAUAGUGUAAUAUGAUGAUAAGCUGUGACCUUCUGUGAUAAUCUAACAAAGACAGACUCAUUAUGACUUGAAUCAGUUAUUUCAGAAUUGAACUGAAAUCACCUCAAAAGAGAAAAAAUCAGUGAUUCAGUGCACUUUUUGUUCUUCAUGUCCUCCACAUUAAAGACAUCUUCUCUUUCAUUUCAUUCAAUAAAUGAUGGCAUACAUAUGCAGAAUCACGCUUCAUUAAUUCAGUCGUUAAAGAGGUUUGAAAUUCAUUUACUGUCUUCUCUGUUCUUGUUGAUAUCUAAUCAAGCUGAUCCUCGAAUGAUUGAGGUCUCAUGAAGCAAGGAAAGGAAGAUAAAUAUUUAAAUAGUUCACGCCAAACACAAAAUGAAACAUGAGAAAUGAAAGAAAGAUGACGACAACAAGUGACAGGCUGAAGAACGAUUGUUUAGAUUUGAAGAAGGCCGAGGCUGAAGCCAGUCUGAGAUAGUCUGUUUGAUUCCAGCUCAAGGUUGUGCUGGUUAACGUCUUCCUGAAGAACAAAAUGUCCUAAUGGGUUUAUAUUCUUCGAGAACAUGUGAAGAACACUUGGUCCUAAGAUUAGUGAGUGAUUUAUAACCUAGCUGCAGCAGCACAUCAAAAUAAACAAAGUAGAGUGCAAAUAUUCAAUAACCAGAGUGAUGUACUAUGAUCUCUUAAACUCUCUGAGGAGGUUUGAUUGUAAAUGUGUAAAAAUAUCAGGGUAGGAUGUUUUUUUUUAGGUGCCAGGAGGCUGUAGAGAGACCACUGAAGUUGUUCACCAUGACAGAAUAAAUGAUGGUUGACGUGAGUCCAGAUCUGGUCUGGACUUGAGACCUUCAAAGAUUUCUUCUUUUAAGACGAUUAAAAACUGACUUAUGGCUCCUUGUUGAGGAGCUGAAACUUAUCCCCAAGUUUAUUAUGAAACUUUUAUCUUCAGUUUUCAUUUUUAUUGUUGUGGCAUCAAACUCUGCAAUAUCUUCAGUCCCUCGAAAUGUAAGGAUUUAUGUCUGUUUUUAACUUUUUUAAGUGUUAUUGCAUCAAGUCAAAUAACGCUCUUAUAUUGAUAGUGAUUUAAAGGGACAAUAGACACUUGUAUGAAGAACAAAGUAAAUCUGGGCACCAUCUACGUGGUUAUGAUAAAGAGCAUAUUGUGUUACAUGUUUUGACCAAGCGAUAAUUUAAAAAAAGGCCUGAGUAUUGUGCCCUGAGGGACUCCACAUCUCCUGCUAACCCACCCGUGUCUUGCCUUCAGGAUAUGAUCUCAGCAAACUGUAAAACAAAAAUACAAUUUCAAUUUCACAUGAA
Xyrichtys novacula (pearly razorfish) is the source of this 4388-nucleotide messenger RNA. The record is from the annotation of a GenBank genome assembly. Lineage: Eukaryota; Metazoa; Chordata; Actinopteri; Labriformes; Labridae.